Molecule: messenger RNA, 4481 nt
Organism: Durusdinium trenchii
Lineage: Eukaryota; Dinophyceae; Suessiales; Symbiodiniaceae
Source: the annotation of a GenBank genome assembly
GGUGGGAAUUCCCCACUCAGAGAUGAUUUCUUCGCGUUCAAAAAAUUUCCAUCAGACUGGUCAAUCAGGUUUCGCUUGAGUGCUCUCGCUCGAAGGCUCGCGCUGAAGGCUGAAACUCAGAGAGGAAUCGGAGAGGAAGAAGGGAAGACCCCUUGUCGUGUGCAUGUUGCUCUCGUUGCUGAAUCGUUACACGUCGCACCCUUGCCCAGCUGGCCCCAAAGAGACGAAGGCUGGCGUUCUCAAAGUGCAGCGCUUGUCAAAGCGAGCCUGAUCACAGUGUUGCCUGCUGGCGUAGUCACAGCCUUGGCCGAAUCACCUCGAAGCGAAGGUUCCCCACGCCGAGCAACGACGAGCAGUCUUCUGUCGGCGACUGGACGCCAAGCGGAUCAUCAUGCAACGUCCCACACAUGGCUCAUGGGCAUUCACACCAUCUCUUCAUGUGUUUUUUCAACUCAAUCACAAGUCUGGAGAAACUCUGUUUUUUCUUCAAACUAGUAGAAGCUAUGAUGAUGUACGAUGUCCUUUGCCUUUCAGCCCUGUCAGGCCUGAAAGAGGGCAGCUCUGUUGAAGCAAGAGCCAAGCGAGCACUCAGCUUUGGAGCACUGCGGUAGAUCCAAACUCGCUUCUUCUAAGCUGCUAGCUGAGCAUCGCAGGAACAAGAUCGUCUUUGAGGUGCAACAUGAGGCGCAACCAGCUGAUCGGAAGUUUGACAAGAGUGUGUCAGCAAACCCUUCCUCCGGGUUUGAUGCAACUUGAUUCACUCGCGAAAACCUUGACUGCAUGGAUUCCCCUCAAAUCACAAGCCCAUCUGGGAUUCGUAUCACACACGCACACGCACGAGACAAGCUUUUCCGCAACUUAGAUAUGCUUAUGGUGAUUAGAGACUUCCGCGUUUGAACCUCCACACUCCACAAGGCAUCUUGGCUAAGACGUGCUUCUCUACCGUCCCUCCCUCUCUUUGCUUUCGGCUUAUAUAGCGGCUUAGCUCAUGAUCAUCAGGUCCAAGAGGGGCAGACGCUCGAAGACUCAACUUACUUUGCCCAUUGGCACAUGCAGCGUCCACGUGCUUGCGCGUUGCGCAUACUCCACACAUUUGCAGAAACACGUCAAGACUUCAAAACGACAUAAAACGAUCACCUUGAGUGUUUGCAUCUCUGAGGUGGAGUUGAGGUACAAACCCAUUGAGCUUUCGUAGGAAUGACAGCUCAGGCAUUGUCGUGGGUUGUGUACCGGAUCACACUUCCCGGAUUGGGGCAAGCCAUUGACAAAGCGCUGAUGGCUGCGAUGGCUUGCCUUUGGGCACUUUCGCUGCGGUGGCUUUCGUGCGAUGAACAGUGCUGACUUGGGAUCUGGCUGGUCUUCAGUGGAUGACUUGCACAUUUCCUCAUGUGGCCAAGAGGAAUGCUGACCCGAGUCGCUCGCUUCUUGGAAUGGGGUUGACAAGGCCAAGGCUGCUCACUCUAUCAUCUCUAUCGCAGCUUUGGAUGACAUUGUGGCACCACGAGAAACACAACUUGGAGGAUCUUAAAGCACUCUAACCCUUGCAUGUUCAGGUGGCUUCUAAAAGACAAGAGCUGUUAGCGGAAUGGAAGAAGCUCAAAAAGAGCAUUGAGCGAUAUGGCGCAACUAAGGCCUCACCACGUGAAGAGGUCAUGAGACAGGAUGCGUGUCGGAAGACCGAUAGGUUGCCCCUCAAUUCGCUGCAGCCGCUGCGCCAGCUUGUGCAAUCCUCUGCGCUGCACGGCCGAUUGGGCCUCUUAGAAGUGCCUCUCGUAAAGGAACUUCUGGAUGUGGAGGUCGAUUGCAGCACUCCUUGUUUGAGGGAACCGAAUGCCGACAGGGAUGGACUGCACACCUCAGUGGAUCCUGUCUUAUGGCUUCGUGACCUCGCUGAGUAUUUUGCGACGACGAGAUCUGGGGUUCCUUGGUGCUUUUCGCCCCCAGAAGAUGAGCAUAGGAGCUGUCAGGGCGAGAUUCGUGGUUUCUGUGACCAGAGACCUAUCGGUCUUUGCAACAACCUCAUCUGUCUGACGGGUGUGUGAUCAGCAUAAACACCAUGAGUCACCUGGUUGUGACUAGAAACUAGAAGUCUGCUGUACUGCUCGCAGCUGUGCGCACAAUCAACCGCACAGCGACACACUUUUGUCGUAUACGCACUGAUCCGGCACAGUGCGACACACCGUGCUGUGCAACGCACCGUGCAACACGCUUCACCCCUUCACAGUUCGGCUUCACCAUGCUUCACCCCUGAAAGCAACCGAUCUCCUCCUUUGGCAAGUCAAAAGACUCAAUCCACUUGGGGCAUCUUGGGGCACUGUUUCAGUCACGCAGCCCUUCGCUCCUGGAAAGCCCCGUUUGCACUAGCGCUUCCAGGAGCGCGUCCUUGCUCCUAGUAGUAAGGCCAGGAGCCCCUAGUAGCGAACAUUGCUGCUAGUAGCGAUGCCAGGAGCUACUAGUAGCUUCCUUCCUUCCUUAGCUGUAAAGCUUCAGACACUUUCUGGAAUCUGGUGGCACAGCGCCAAAAACUCGGAAGGGAGAGCAGACCAAAAUGGCUAGCCAGUGGACUGCUGGCACCAGUGUCCAGCAGCUUUCGUGCCAUGACAUAGCGUACAAGCUUACGGCUUUGUCAGGUUUCAGCCAAGUUUCGACCAUGAGUAAUGCAACUAACCUCCGCCACCACUCACAAAACUCAGUGCUGUGAAUUGUGUUGCUCAGUGGUGCUCAUGCAAGUCCUGUCGAACUCGGUGUCUCCCUCUCCUUUUCUACUGUUUGAUUGUUCCCCGCUCUUUGUUUCUGAUGGAUAUUGAUCCACAAGGGUGCUGGCAGGUUCACAGAAGCUUGUAAGAAGGAACAAAACGUGUAGAAGGAACAAAUCGGCCGAGCACAAAAGGCAAGUGCAGUUCGUGCUUCGCUCAACUCGUAAAUAAGACCCCACCAAGAAGACUUUGACCAAAUGGUCGCCAAGCUAUGAGCCACAAAAGUGAAAUUGACUUUACUCAGGGACACCUGCGUUGCCUUUCCUGAGCCUCUCUUAAGCGGGACGUUGCCGCUCUGCGCGUGGAAACAUAUGUUGCGCGAAAACAAUUGGACAACUGCCUCUCAUGGAAGGAUUGUGGUGCUCAUUGUCCCUCUUGUUCGUUGCCUACGGAGAUUUGUCGAAACGGAAGGCAUGUCAACCUAAGUAAGAUCAUGUGCAUCUAUCCCUUGACAAACUUCAUCAGCUUCAUCCACUUCAUCAAUAUUUGACAAAGAUUCAAAGUCGGUAGAAUUACAACCUCCAGAACAAGUUCAUCAAUGGAGUGACAGACUUGGUAUGAGCCACGUAAGCUUGCAUCAGAUUGAACCAUGCACCACGCGAAUGCUUGGUCACACAACUGGAAAUGACACCUGCUGCACAUAUGCAAAGAGCAGUGGCUCAAGAGCAAUGGCUCUUCACGAGUAGCUUCUUCGCAACAAGUUCGAGAUUUUCACUACUGCAAAUGUCAAGUUCCUCUGACAAGGUAAGUGUUGUGAGUGAUGAGAUGGAAAAUGGGCAAGACAGGAACGGUUAUAUUUAAGACAGGAACACUUGGACUGGGCGCAGAGACCAACGAGAAGUUUCGGCGACCCGGUCUACAGGUACGAAACGAAGCGACAGCCGUGGAAACAGGUUUGGCCCCUUGUUGGCUCUAUGCUUUGGUUUGCGAAUUGAAAGCGCUAGCUCAGUGGAACUGACACAUACUGUGAGCCGAUGGCAGCGAAGAAAACGAAGGGUCUGUCGCCCGCUGGCAGCUACAGGGGCAUCUUCGUUCAUGUCGCCUGCACGAUGAGAAGCUGAUGUAAGAUGUCUGCCACAACAACUUCGAAACAGCUCUGUUGCAUGAAAGCUGUUCCGUUUCGUCAAUGAGCAAAGCCGGACCUUGGCUGUGAUAAUGCUGUGAUCGGUUCUUGCAUCCUUGCAGACUUGGGGACAAAAAGACAACUGGAACCUCGAUUUGAUAUCAGUUCCAUUUGGAUGGAAACUGGCAUGCAGCUUGAAGAUCUUAAAGCAGCUCGACGACACAGCAAACUUGCAAAAACACACGCUGCGACAUCUUCAGCACAAGCUCUACCACUUAGCGGCCACUUGUGAGCCCAAAGUGGCAGCAUUGGAUUAGCUUUGGGUAGCUGCCGCAACGCGGGGUCGCAACCACGUGCCCCACGUCGGAGAGUGGGUCGUCGCUGUCGAUUUGCUCAAGAUCAAGUGCAAUCCCGCCGUUGGGCAACGAACGUUGUGUUCUGAAGAGACACAGUUCAACUCCCGCCGCUCCUCUUAGGCGCCUGGUCACCUACGCAGCAGCUAAUACUCAGCUAUGGAUGCCUCGGGUAUGCUAAGUAGCCAUUGUCUGGCUCCAGAUCGCCCAUGGACUUAUCUCUCGAGGGUCAAUCUGGGAUCCUCGAUGCCCGGAUCGGAUGAAGCACAUCGCGCGACUUACCCACCCAGCACGGCACGGAAACGACCA